Messenger RNA from Meloidogyne enterolobii, 504 nucleotides. The record is from the annotation of a GenBank genome assembly. NCBI's taxonomy places the organism in Eukaryota, Metazoa, Nematoda, Chromadorea, Rhabditida, Meloidogynidae.
AUGUGCCCUCUUAUAAACUAUUUACAGCAUUCUUCUGCUUAUUUUUCUGUCUGGACAUUAACGUUGAUGGCAGCUGACAGAUUUCUUGCCGUUGUAUUUCCGGUAGAAUCUAUGACUCUCCGUACCCCAAAGAAUACCUUCUUUGUGCUCUUAAUUGUAUAUGCUGUUAUUUUAUUAUCUCAAAUUCAGGUCGGACGUAUCCAUGGCGUCUAUAGUUAUACAUUCAUAAUGGAACAACGUUCAGCUUGUUCUAUUGUGUCGAUUGCUCAAGGUUUAGCUACGGUAGCUGAAGUAAAUUUUGAAUAUUUUUUGAAUCUAAUUGAAAUUUUGAAGGCACGCCUUUACUUUUUUUCAUUUAAUAUUUUUGGAUAUUGUCUUCCUUUGGGUAUUACUUGUGUUCUUUACUAUUUAAUGCUUAAAAGAUUGUGGUAUGCUCCUUUUAGAUCGAGUAAUGACAAUAAUACAAAAAUACCUCCUACAAAGGUUGGUCUAAAAAUCUUCUAG